Molecule: messenger RNA, 2062 nt
Organism: Erpetoichthys calabaricus (reedfish)
Lineage: Eukaryota; Metazoa; Chordata; Cladistia; Polypteriformes; Polypteridae
Exons: 7
Coding region: 461-1534 (357 amino acids)
Source: RefSeq, a predicted model, not a curated record
UAAUUAGUUUUUUAAACUCUCAUCACCCCACCACUUGCAUUCUUUAUAUUCUGGACUGAUUUAUGGUGGUGUGUGAAGUUGCUAGGUAAGCAAAUUUGAUUAUUUCAACUGUACAAAUGAAAUCAUGUUUAACUAAUAUAAUUUACUGUAUAUAUUAAUCAUAUGUAUUAUUAUUGUUACUUAUAUUUGAUUAGUAAUUGUAAGCAUGCAUGCAUGUUGUAAGUGCAUUUAUCAAGGACUUUUAUAAAUGUUUUAAAAAAAUCUUUGUUUUUAGUAAUUUUUGUAGGCUAUGUAUCACAUUGUGAAUUUUUCGGAAUGCAAUGAAGUUGAGUUGGUGCCAUCCAAUUGGGUAUCCAAUGGAGUGUGUGCUUGGCCACCAUAUAAAACUGGAGAUAUCCAUAAGGCUAUAAUAAAUAAAGAGCAGCCAAAAGAAAACUGAAAAUCAUUUAAGGUUGAAGUUAUGUACACGACAGAUAAUUACAGAACUGCAAGACUGAAGCUUCCAGUUGCCGAAAGACACUCAGAUUUGCAGACAGCAGAAGAUGAAGAAGAUGAUGAAAUUCCAAAAAGGACAAAAAGAAGGAAAAUAGCAAACACAAGAUUUGAUAGUGAUAGCGACGGUGAUGUCUGUAGCAAACCCAAAAGCCAUCUACCUCCACCACCCAAGAUAACCCCUCCUCAAAAAUUUUCAAAAUCAACCACCAAGAUAUCUGCUGACCUUGGAGAACUUGGACGAAAUGCAAAAUCAAUGUGCAGGAUGCAUCAACCUGACAGUGUUCAGCUACAUUCUGAAUGUAGGUACACUGAAUGUGGAAGAUGCACUCAAGAAAUGAAAAGCCUGAGAAAUGAUUACAAAAAUCAAAGUACAUCUACAGUGGAAGAGCACCUAACCCCAGAGUGUGUGGAAAUUGCAAAUACUGCAUUUAGACACUGGUCUACCUCACAACAAAAUGAUGGACCAAAUCAAGACAUUUAUGGCCCCAUUCUUCGAAACAUUCAGGUUAAGCAGGAAAUGAUGAUGGAGCAAGUCAAAGUGAUUUUAAAAACCGUACAAGACCUACAUGAGAAAUGCUGUAGUGACAGUGGUUCAGAUCCAGUGCUGGAAAAAGACAUUCUUCCACUUCAAGAUCUCACAUCCAUGCAACAGCUUGAAAGUGACCUAGCGGUUGGUGGAGAUUUAAAAAAAAAACUAAUUACAUUGCUUGGGAUUCAAGGAGGCAUUGAUGUGAGAGACACGGUGUGGAGAAUCAUGAGGCAAACUUUCACCAAUUCAUUGGCCAAACAACUUAACUGGAGGGGAAUAAAUGGAAAAACAUGUUUUCAUAGCCUUCACAUUAAGGAUAUUGUGAUUGAUGCAGUACGAAGAAACUCUGUAACAUCAAGAGCCACAACUCAGGAAAUAGAAAUGUGGAUUAAGAGACGGCUUCAUCUGGCUGCAGAUAGGGAUGGAGGGAGACGAGCAAGAAUGGAGCGUCAGAGGAAGAACAGCUAUCAAGAAUCAGGUGAAAUGCAUGUUCUUUCAAGUCAUCAUUAAGACCAGCCUUCUAAACCUUUGCUGAGGACAAGCUGGACAAAUGUGAUACCUUGAUCUGCCACAACCUUCCCAAAGAGAUUAGUGCUCAUUCAAUGCUUUCUGAGUUCUAACAUCAGGCACCAUCUGGAACUGUGUGUAAUAGUGGGUAUCCAAUCACGGACUUUAUAAAAUUAAUGUUUGUACAUUUUGUUGACUGAAAUUUUUACCAUCACUGUUUGAUACAUUCUUGUUUUGUGCUUGUUUUAAAGAUUUACAUUUAGGAAACCUUUCCCUGUUUGUUUAUUUAAAUAAUUCAUUGUGCAAGACAACAGUUAAAAUUAAGUUCAAUAUGUAAAGUAAAAAUCUAUUUUAUAAUAUGUGUAUCUCACCUAUGUGAUGUUUUUUAGGCACAUACAGGCUUAUUUGUUAUUUUUCCAUGUGUAUGCUCACAUGAUUCAUAAGAAAAUGGUAAUGUAAAACUGUAUAAAUUGUAAAUGUAUUAUAGACUAUUUUGUCAUGGUGGUUUAUUUAUUUGGAUAUGUCAGAAAC